AUGGCUUAUGACCCUGUCCUCUCCAGGGACAUUUGUGUUGCAACCAAUGAUACAAACAUGGUGGUAAAGUUUAAUGGAAAAUUUUGCAAAGAUCCAGAGAAAGUGACAGCAGACGAUUUCUUUAUUACAGGGCUUAACGUUCGUAAACAAACCUCAAAACAAUUAGGAGUACGUCUCACUCUCUCAACCGUAGAUCAAGUUCCAGGACUCAACACUAAUGCCUUAUCCAUAGUCCGCAUUGAUUUUGCACCAAGUGGCAGUCUAAACCCACCCCAUAUUCACCCUCGAGCUGCAGAAAUACUGACUGUCUUAGAAGGAACUCUUUAUGCGGGUUUUAUUACAGGAAAUCCUGAUCACCGCAUUUUCGCCAAAAUCUUAAAGCCAGGAGAUGUCGCUCUAGCUGUAUUGAAUAGCCAAAACCCAGGAGUUGUUACUAUUGCAAAUACAAUAUUUGGAGCUACCCCAUCAGUAAAUCCUGAUGUUUUGUCAAGAGCAUUCCAUCUUGAUAAGGAUUUAGUGACUAAACUUCAAAAAGAAGAAUGGGUUGAUCCAGAUCAGCUUUAUUAA
Molecule: messenger RNA, 567 nt
Organism: Jatropha curcas
Lineage: Eukaryota; Viridiplantae; Streptophyta; Magnoliopsida; Malpighiales; Euphorbiaceae
Source: RefSeq, a predicted model, not a curated record